AUGGGGGCGCGGUUCUCCAUGCGGGUGCCAGCUCGGACACAGGCGGAUGACUAUUCGGGGGAGCUACGAUGCUGCAAAUGCUACUGGCGAUUCGUCGAGACUAGCGGGGGCAUGAACGACGCCUCCAGAUCAGUGGUUGCGACAGAAUGGACCUCCCAAAGCAUAGACUGUGCGAAAAGUGGACACUGGGAUCGAGCAAACAAGCUCCGUCGAGUGCGCAGGGUCGCUGGAGCCAGGAGGUUACAAUUGUGGUGGCUGCCGAUCCAAUGGCGCAGUCGAUGGGCGGGGCUCAUACAGCUUCUCGUCUCCGGAUCGGCUCCAAAUCUGCUCCAAAUCCCUGGACAGGAAAGGGUUGAAGCCGAUCAGAGACUAGUGGUCGGGGCAUCAUCCAUUGGGCACCCGCAGGGGCCUGUUCUGAAGGUCUGGCAAAAGGUCGCGGGUGGAAGCAUUGCGCUAAAACGAAAAAAAAAAGUCACGAUCGCCGACGUCAUCGCCCUCGGGAGUGCUGAUGUCAUCGUGCGGCCCGAGGUCCAACCAAGACUGAUGACUGCUACCUCAGUCCGGCGUUGGUCCAUGACGGAUCGAGGACAAGUCGGUGUCGAGUGCGGCAAGGUAGAGCACUACGAGAAUCGGCUAAGCGAACACCUGAUCCGUGUCCCUGCGAUCUCUGAAGAAACCCGUAUGAUUGGAACCGGUCGAUCUGCUGUGGGGGACAAAUCCUGA
Messenger RNA from Penicillium diatomitis, 723 nucleotides. RefSeq lists its product as uncharacterized. NCBI's taxonomy places the organism in Eukaryota, Fungi, Ascomycota, Eurotiomycetes, Eurotiales, Aspergillaceae. The record is from RefSeq and is a predicted model, not a curated record. The transcript has 2 exons. Bases 1 to 723 code for a protein of 240 amino acids.